This is a messenger RNA of Chelonoidis abingdonii (Abingdon island giant tortoise), 4392 nucleotides long. RefSeq names its product synaptotagmin 7 (gene SYT7). Gene Ontology annotation, cellular component: axon; plasma membrane; synaptic vesicle. The record is from RefSeq and is a predicted model, not a curated record. NCBI's taxonomy places the organism in Eukaryota, Metazoa, Chordata, Testudines, Testudinidae. Gene Ontology annotation, biological process: calcium ion-regulated exocytosis of neurotransmitter; vesicle fusion. Gene Ontology annotation, molecular function: calcium-dependent phospholipid binding; clathrin binding; phosphatidylserine binding.
CCGCCCCGCCUGCCCGGCUCCCCGCCGCCUGCGGCUGAUGCUUGCUGUCCCCCAGCUGCCCUGAGCCCGCCCGUGUGGACCGUACAAAGCCAACAGCCCACGCCGCUGUCCGGAGACUGCCUUGCCCGGGAGGAGCCCGCGGCUACCAGGAAGGGACCAUGUACGUAGACCCGGAGGCUGCCGGCAAAGGAGUGCGCUCCCGCGAUGUCCUCCUGGUCUCAGCCAUCAUCACCGUCAGCCUUAGCGUCACCAUCGUCCUGUGCGGGAUCUGCCAGUGGUGCCAGCGCAAACUGGGUAAACGUUAUAAAAAUUCCCUGGAGACGGUGGGGACCCCAGAUUCCAGCCGAGGGCGCAGUGAAAAGAAAACCAUCAAUGAUCUAGACAGAGACUUUUGGAAUAACAAUGACAACACAGUGCAGCAGAAAUGGAGCUCCUACCCUCCCAAGGAGUUUAUACUAAACAUUUCACCUUACGCCCCAUACGGUGAUCCACGACUUUCCCUCAAUGGCUCUCUGCUGUCGGGUGCUAAGUUGGCCGCCUCUUCUGCGUCGGGGCUGGCGGGGGAGCGAGAAGGACGCCUGGGGGAGAAGCAGCAGCUCCGAGAGGACGGCAUGAAGAGCAGCCUGUCUGCCCACAGCGAGCCCAGCAAUGGGAAGGCGGGGAGAGGCCGAUGGCACACGGUGCAGAGCCACCUAGCAGCAGGGAAGCUCAGCCUAUCCAAUUUCGAGGACUCCACAAUGUCCACAGCCACUACCCUUGAGUAUAUCCCCACCUCAGCAGGAGACCCGAAAUGCCAGCGUCCCCGCACACUGAUGCGCCAGCAGAGCCUCCAGCAGCCACUUAGCCAGCACCAGAAAAGCAACCACAGCCAGCCCACCACCAGCCAGAGCCUGGGGCACCUACAGUCUCACACCAGCUCCUCUUCCAGCGGCGGCAACCCCCGGGGCCGGAGCGGCCAGUCGCGGCAAGGGGUCUCUGCUGGCUCCAAACACCGGACGGCUGGUGGCCGAAGCCGCUCCAACCCCGGGAGCUGGGACCAUGUGGUGGGGCAGAUUCGCAACCGAGGCUUGGAAGUGAAGUCCUUCCUGGAAGGCCGGAUGGUGGUGUUAUCCCUGGUUCUGGGACUCUCGGAACAGGACGACUUUGCCAAUAUACCCGAUCUGCAAACCGCUGGGAAUCAGCAGGCACAGAACUCUCAGGGGGACAAGAGGUUGCCAUCUGGAGGCAAGAUGGUGAACACAGCCCCUAUGUCCGGGCAGACCCAACAUGACGAGUCUGACCGCAAAACGGAGCCUCGCUCGUCCGUCUCGGACCUGGUGAACUCCCUGACUAGUGAGAUGCUAAUGCUCUCCCCAGGCUCUGAGGAUGAUGAGGGACAUGACAGCUCCAGCAGGGAGAAACUCGGCCGAAUCCAAUUCAGCGUCGGCUACAACUUCCAGGAAUCUACCCUGACUGUCAAGAUCAUGAAGGCUCAGGAGCUGCCAGCCAAGGACUUCAGUGGCACCAGUGACCCUUUCGUCAAGAUCUACCUGCUGCCUGAUAAAAAGAACAAGCUGGAGACCAAAGUGAAGAGAAAGAACUUGAAUCCGCACUGGAAUGAGACCUUCCUCUUUGAAGGUUUCCCAUAUGAGAAGGUGGUGCAGCGGGUGCUGUAUCUCCAGGUUCUGGACUAUGACCGCUUCAGUCGCAAUGACCCCAUCGGAGAGGUGUCCAUUCCACUCAACAAGUUGGACCUGACCCAGAUGCAGACAUUCUGGAAGGAGCUGAAACCCUGCAGUGAUGGGAGUGGAAGUCGGGGAGAACUCCUCCUGUCCCUUUGCUACAACCCUUCUGGUAACUCCAUCAUUGUGAAUAUCAUCAAAGCACGGAAUCUGAAAGCCAUGGACAUCGGGGGGACGUCAGACCCUUACGUCAAGGUGUGGCUGAUGUACAAAGACAAGAGGGUGGAGAAGAAGAAGACGGUGGUAAUGAAGCGGUGCCUGAACCCAGUCUUCAACGAGUCCUUCAUCUUCGACAUCCCCACUGAGAAGCUGCGAGAGACGACCAUCAUCAUCACCGUCAUGGACAAGGACAGGCUGAGCCGGAAUGACGUCAUUGGCAAGAUUUACCUGUCCUGGAAGAGUGGCCCUGGUGAGGUGAAGCACUGGAAGGAUAUGAUCGCCCAUCCCCGGCAGGCCGUGGCACAGUGGCACCAGUUGAAGGCCUGAGCGGCAGCAGCUGAGAAUUCUGUCUGGCUUUCACCGCUCCAAGUAGACGUUUCUUGGCCAUGCUCUCACUACUUUAUGCACAACAGAGGCACCUGGGGUCCCCCUAAGGGACAAGCUUGGGGCUGACAAGGAGCUGAGGGUCUGAAGUUGGCGACGUUUCCAAACUCUGGGAAGCAGCGUUGGCCAUCCGCUGUGUCCACAGGGCAGCCGGCACCAACGGGAGCACCUUUAGUGCCCGACUUCCUGCUUUAACCUUUCCUCCUGACUCGUUACACCGAGAGAGAGAUGCCAGCCCUCUAGGUGGGAAGGAGCCUUGGCACUGGUUUGUUUUGGCCCUGGAGAGCGAGGAAGUGGUGUUGGCGCAACUGGCUCCAUGAGGUGAUGAGAGGAGGAGACACCUCCGCCACACAAGACUUCCUAUGAGUUCUUCCAGCCCAAGGCCUGUUGGGAGCGCUCCCCAGAGGAAGUCAGCAUCUCCUAGAGGGCAUGUGGGCCUAGGAGGGGGGCCGGCAAGGGGGACAUGCCCUCGGUCUCCUUGAGGUCAUUUAUUUUUAAUUCAAUAAAACUUGUAAGAGUAAUAAGAAUAAUAUAAGUAAUAGCGGCUAGAAUCCCAUCCCGGCCAGGGCUGGGGGAAUCCGCACCACUCCAACAGCCUCCUGUGCAUUUCCUGUGUGUGUGUAUAAGCGUGUUGUAAGUGUCACAUGUUUGCGUGCGGGCUGCUCACAUCUUGCUCGCUCUCUCUCUCUCUGCCCUGCCUGGGAGAAACCCCUGAUCCCACAGGACGAUGGUGGUCCCAGUGCGGGAUGUGGUUUUUUUUUAAUUGGCUGGUGCAUGGGGUUUGAAGCAAUUGAUGCCACAUGGGGAGUGGGGCCAGUACAUGCUUGAUAGGGAGAGAGGCGGAAGGAGCUGCCCACCAGGCAGGGUCUCCCCUCAUGACCACUCUGUAGUAUAUGGGAUUGGAAGCCAUAACAGAUGGAUCGGUAGCCAAACUGGGCUCGGCUUUAGGGCUAAUGAGAGCUUGACUGUAGUCACCGCACUCUGGCUGGUGAGGGCCUCGUCCUGCUCGAACUGAGAGAGUUUCCCAAACCAGCUCCGAAACACUGCUACGCUCCCAGGCAUAUGGACCCUGAAACAGCCCACCCCUCCAGCACCCAUCCCUCAACCUGACCCCAGACACUCCACACCCUCCCCAUACACAGGCCACUCCUCCAGCCCCCAACCCCCAACCUGACCCCAGAUCCUCCCCAUACACAGCCCACCCCUUCAGCACCCAUCCCCCAACCUGACCUAGGUCUCAAAGGUGCUGUCUUUGAAGGUCUCCCACUUGCUGUGGGGCUGGAUAUGCCCCCACCCCUUCUCCUCAAUCCAGUAGUGAUACAGCCCCAUGAUGGGCUCUCCUGGCUGGGCUGAGGUAGCAGGCGGCUAUUUCAUGGUGGUCCAUUUGAGCCCAUUCCGGGUGCGUCACUGGGCCAUGUCCGCUGCAGUGGCUGGCUGGGCCCCAGGGGUGCUCUGUUCCCCACCCCCACAGUUCUGGGCAUUGCUGCUCAUUUCCUGGCAGCGUGACACUGGGGCAAAGGGGCUGCACAUCGCCCACAAAUGGGCACAAAAUAACUAAUGUCGCCCAUCAGCCCUUGAGGAGCCUGCUAGGUGUCCAAGAACGCCAGAGCCCUGGGUGUUGGGGCAUGGGAAUGCUGCCGACACAGCCCACCCCCACCUCCCGCCCAUCAUUCCCCACAAGCAGGGGGCCAGACUGGCAUAGCUGUGAGCGCGCCAGUGCUGCUGCUACACCACUGCUUACACCGCCACCUGCAGGGAGCGGCUGGCACUGGCCUAGCCAGGAGCAUCUCUUGGCCAGCACUCCCCAUAUGGCCCUGCCUGCUGCCCAGCACGUCACUCAGCCCCAGGGCUCUGACCUGCCCUGGUCCCUCCCCGGCCCCUUUGAAGGGACUGUUCCUCGCUAUUCCUGUCAGGCCUGAGCCUGAGGGGGAGCAGGUGUGCUGAAUUAUGCACCGGCCUCGCUCAGCCAGCAAGGGACCCUGCUAGAGAGCUAGCUGGAAACUGCCCAUCUGGACUGCAAGCCAGGGCUGGUGCUGAGCCAUGGGACUAGGAGCCGCUGAACAGCCACUUACACUCAGGCAAGGGCAAGAAGCCCUCAUUUAAUUCCUGCAGCGCUGGCACAGGGAGG